Molecule: messenger RNA, 1659 nt
Organism: Cicer arietinum (chickpea)
Lineage: Eukaryota; Viridiplantae; Streptophyta; Magnoliopsida; Fabales; Fabaceae
Biological process (GO): protein dephosphorylation
Molecular function (GO): protein tyrosine/serine/threonine phosphatase activity
Source: RefSeq, a predicted model, not a curated record
CAGUUGUUCUUUAAAAGGCUCACACGAAAGUGAAGACGAAGAACCGGUGUUUAUGUAUUUAUCUAUUUAUUUCGAAAAUCGAUUCCCCUAAUUUCUGAGAAUUUCAGUCACAAGUUUUUUAAAUUGAAUCGAAUUCGAAUUUCCCGUUGUUGUGAUGCCUUACCUAGUCCGAGAGAAUCUCUUCAUCAGCAACAUCAACGAUGCUGCUGAGAUUCUCCAAAACGGCACCGUUCACAACAACAACAACAUCACACACAUACUCUCCGUUCUCAGCUCCGCUUCCAUUUCCUUCUUCUCCGAAUGGCGUUCCACCUUCUCCAUCCCCGUCAAAGAGAUCUCCAAACUCCACGUCACCGACCUCCCCUCCGCCUCCAAGUUCGCUCUCUCGCCGGACAAACUCCUCUACUCGCUCGAGUACGCCGGUAAAGACCUCAAGCUCGUCAGAAUGGCAAUUCCUCUUAAGGAUACAGAGAACGAGAAUUUGUUGGAUUACCUUCAAGUUUGCAUCGAUUUCAUUGAUCGUAGUAGGAAAGAAGGUUCCGUUUUGGUUCACUGUUUCGCUGGUGUUUCUAGAAGUGCGGCGAUUAUUACGGCUUAUUUGAUGAGAAGCGAAAAUCUGUCACAAGAAGAUGCCCUUGAAUCUUUAAGACAGAGCUGUGAAUUUGUUUGCCCCAAUGAUGGUUUUCUUGAGCAGUUGAAAAUGUUUGAGGAGAUGGGUUUCAAGGUUGAUCAAUCUAGCUCUAUAUACAAGCGCUUUCGUCUCAAAAUACUCGGUGAGAAUCAUUUCUCAGGGUUGAGGAUAGAUAGUUCUAAACUUGGUGCAGAUCCUGGCGUGCCUGUUGAAUCUUCUUCAGAGGUGGACGAAGCUACUAAAGUAAAAAGUAAUAGUAGCCCUACAUAUCGCUGUAAGAAGUGCCGUCGCAUUGUUGCAUUGCAAGAACAUGUUGUAGAUCAUAUUCCUGGUGAGGGUGAGACAUCCUUUGGUUGGCAGAAGCGGAGAAGUGGCAAUCCUUUUAACAAGUCUAAUGAAUCUGAGUGUUCUUCCAUAUUUAUUGAGCCUCUACGAUGGAUGAAAGCUGUUGAGGAAGGCGCUUUGGAGGGAAAGCUGUCCUGUGCUCAUUGCGAUGCCCGUUUGGGAUACUUCAAUUGGGCAGGCAUACAAUGCAGCUGUGGAAGCUGGAUAACCCCAGCUUUUCAACUUCACAAAAGUCGGGUAGAUAUAAGCCCUGUGUAACCCUUGUUUUGCCACUUUAUGCAUAUCCUCAUUCUUUGAUAAGGCAUGCCACUUUUUUCCAUUCUGCUCAAGUUUUCCAAGCCGGUCUACUGCCAAUGAAGUUAUGGAAUGAUGGAUGGGAGUCUUGUUCCAUAGACCUGCUCAUGUUUUUCAGGCUUGACCAAUGUAGAGAGGAUUGUAGUUUUGCUUCUUCCUAAAUGAUUUUUAGGAUAUACAAUUGGAGAUUAAUUGUCCAUUUUCUAGUACAUGGUAAGGCAUGAGUUGGAUUCUUAAUGUUAGUCCUAAAAGUGUUAUGUUCAUGUACCUGGUUUUUUCUAUUUCUUAUCUUCAAAAUUUUCUUUUCCGUUGGAAGAGACCGUGGCUACAAGUUGAUAUCGACAUCUAUCUUAUAUGGGGAAUAAUACAUCUACAAUACCUUGAAUAUA